Molecule: messenger RNA, 1623 nt
Organism: Leishmania mexicana MHOM/GT/2001/U1103
Lineage: Eukaryota; Euglenozoa; Kinetoplastea; Trypanosomatida; Trypanosomatidae
Exons: 1
Coding region: 1-1623 (540 amino acids)
Source: RefSeq, a predicted model, not a curated record
AUGGCGUCUGUCGGCAGAUCCGUGCACACCACCGACCCUGCGGUGACUGCCCUGGACUCCCCAUCGUUACUCACCGAGACCCAUUUGGGGCGUCAGAGCGCUCACUCGCAGGGGACGAGUUACUCGAACCGUUUGUCGGGCAGCAUGCUGGACAGCUCAAAGUCGAAUGGUGGCCCCAAGCAUGGUUCUACUGCUCUCCUCCACGCGUCCCACGACCUACCCUUGAGUGUGACGCGCUUUCUCUGCCUCAGCAGCUCGUCGAAUUCUGGUGCAGCCAGGGAACUUCGGCGCCAGCUGCUGGUCGUGCGCGACUGCUGCGUCGCGCUCGGUAACAAGAUCAAUGGCAGAGAGCUGCUUUCACUUGGCGGAAGUCAAAUUUCGCACAGGGUGGAGGCGACGGCGGACUUCAACAGCUGCCUCGGCGUCAUCCUAUCCGCUUCUCUCAUCUUCCCGGGUGAGACAGAGAGCGUUGCGAAGGACACACUUCGCAGUGUCGUGGAAAGCCUCAAGUCCGCCCAAGAGACCGGCAAUGAGACUGUAUUCCGCGCCGCCGUCGUCAAGACAGUCAACCGCAUUCUCCUCUGCACGCCGCUGAAGCCGCCCGCGCGCAACGCUGCCAAGGAGGCGGUGCGGAGGUGCAUUGGGAGGAGACAGGAGCACACUGCACCGGAGCCGAAAUUGAAGGAUGAGUGCCUCGACUUUCUGACUGUCGAGAACGGCGUUCCGGUGCUGCUGGAAGAUGUGUGGGGGCGCUGGCGGCGCUACUUCGAGGAGGGCUACGCUCGCUACGUGGACAACCUCAUGGCUGAGCAGCACCAGGCCUUGGAGGCCGCGGCGGCCGCAGCCGAGUCCGAUGGCGAGGAGAAGGACGCGGAAGCCCAGCGUGCCGACGACGUGCUCGCCGCAGGAGGCCAGACCAUAUCUACAGCUCCGUUCUUCACUCCCUGGCAGGAUCACUGGAGGCUGCCAACGAGCGCCUACGCGCAGUUCUGCUACCUCCUGCUCGCCAUCUUUUUUGUGCGCACCAAGGACUUCUCGCUCAACUACCUUGCCCGUGUCAUGAAGCUAGUGCAGUACUUCACGUACCAGCUGGAGUCGGUGGACGGUGAGCCCAUUGCGGUGAGGAUGGACACAGUUGCGACGGAGGACCAUGCACAGUCCGAGGAGGAAGACGACGAGAGGGCGCAGCCGCAGCCGGCGGGCCCACCAACGGAGGAGCGCACGCACUCCUUGCCAAUGCCCGAGUACGACAAGGCGGUUACGCAGCGCACAUUCACGAUGCGCUGUCGGUCCAGUUCGCGGGGGCUCUCGCCCACGGUGGUGUCGGUGAAGACGGUAGAGAAGCCGCGCCGCCAUUGUCACAGGUGCUUCUUAACGGAUGCGCUUCCAGGAGACCUGCGCCCGUCGGUCGAGGCGGUGAAGCAAGAGGAGGCUGAGGCGUCCGCCAGGGACUCAGACGAGCACUCGCACCUGCCAGUGGUGCGUCACUCAGACAAGCUGGACCUCCAUGAUUCCGCGAUCAGUCCCCAACGCCAGCGCCACCAGCUCGACUCCUGUGACGCGUCGACGGAUUUCAUGCAGGACGCGUGGGACCAGACAGCCGUGGGGGCGCUGGAAAGGUGA